AUGCCAGACGACGCCAGAAGGGAGGAUGGAUUAUUCAUGGUUCUUUGCAGCUGGACACAGGUAGCUGAAUUUGUGGGCUCUCGUCAUGCUGAUCAAUGCGCCAAACGAUGGCGACACGCGCUUGAUCCCGACGUCAAUCACAGUCCGUGGACGGAAGGCGAGGACAGAAAGCUGAUCGAGGCCGUAAAGAAAGACGGUCACAACUGGAGCAAGAUUUGCAGCACGGUAUUCCCGGAUCGAUCAACAACGGACAUUAAGAAUCGCUACGUCAUCCUCAACCGGAGACAACGGGGACUAUCUCAGGAUCGAACAUCUCCCUUCACAACUGAUAAUGCAACCGAUAAUGACAAUUCUUCGGAACUGGACUGCUCAGAAGAGCCUGAUCCUCAACCACGACAACAGGAUAGUGAUCCGGACGACACACAUCUACACGAGACGUUGGCAAACGACAUGAUAAUGACACCGGAUCUGCCGCCAAUCUCGUCCCAGUCUGAGGGAAACGAUACAAAUCUUACAUCUUCGGUGGAGUUUCUUACAGCUGCUUCUUCGCUGGACGGAAAUAAUAAUAAUAAUCAUAAUCAUAAUCCCAAUAAUAAUAACCAUCAUCAUCAUCAAGAGUCGACAAUGUUCUGGGCUCCCAGUCUGCUAGCCACAACAACAGCAGAGACCAUCGACAAGAACGCCCUCGUAAGCGAAGAGAUGGACCCCAAUGCCGUCACCGGUGGGACAGGGACAUAUCCCAUGGCCGAUGACGACGCCUCGAUCCUGCCUCCAAACUCUGAGCUUGCAGACACAACAACUUCCUCUCUGAGCACGAGCACGUUGAUCCUGGAGGAGGUGCAGCCGGACACAGUAAACCUUGUCCUCAAUACUUUGCUGACCAACAACACGCGGUUUCGGAUGCGGCUGUACAACCCUGGGCCAGUAUAG
Molecule: messenger RNA, 930 nt
Organism: Rasamsonia emersonii CBS 393.64
Lineage: Eukaryota; Fungi; Ascomycota; Eurotiomycetes; Eurotiales; Trichocomaceae
Exons: 3
Coding region: 1-930 (309 amino acids)
Source: RefSeq, a predicted model, not a curated record